CGUUCGCUCGCCCGCUCGCCCGCUCGCCUAGUAGAAGCGAGUCACCGUCGCGUCAGUCGUCUACGCGGUUCCGCGGUGUCGCGGUGCCCGAUGGUAUCAUCCCGCGAAUAAGUAGUGCCUGCCUGCCUCGAUCCUCGCGAUUUCUCGCCUCCCGCGGACGCGCGAACAUCCGGUCGACCGCUACCAAAAUGGCCGCGCGCUGAGAAAACUCCCCCGGGUUUCCUAGUGCGAUCUGAAAUCCUUUUCAGACGGUGCUUGUUCCCACGAGGGUUUAUUCUUUCUUGGCGAUGACGUCGGCACAGAAACGCCUUGGAUAGGAUCCUUCAAUCGCGCAGGUAGAAAGGAAGAGAAAAAAAGGAAGAAGCGGAGAACGAAGAGAAACCGAAAGUCAGAGCCAGAUCGGCCUCACCGAAGUGAGCAGGAGCGACUGGACUUGCUCAUGCCGGGCAGGGCGGAAGGACUCAGAAGCAGCAAUAGCAGUAGUAGGCGGAUCUCAGGAGUGUGCGAGCAAAAAUCACUAAUAGAAGACACGGAAACGUGAAGGGCGUGUCAUUUUUUGCCAGAGACUAUUUUCCCUCGUGAAAACAAGCUUUCACGGAAAGAUGUCGCUAAGAACGGAACGCUCGACGCUCCUCGCGUCGUUCCUGAUGACGCUGCUGAUGACAUUAAUAACGAUGACGUUUUGGCGAAUUACUCACGCUCACGUGGCUCUGACAUUCCCGCCAGCCAGGCACUACGAUCUGGACUUCCUGGAUAAUGCCAGAACGCCGGCACCGUGCGGCAUGCCGCGUGGCCACGUCAAGACAUCAUUACUGGCAGGAAGCAAGUUUAAUGUCACGUGGCACCUCGCCUAUCCGCACAGGGGAGGAUUUCGUCUUCAGAUCUUAGACUUUUAUGACAGACCUCUGAUCGACUUGACGCCCAUCACAAAAAACAGCGAGUUUGUCGAGGGCGAUGCCACGGCGCAGAGGUAUCCAGUGCAGCUGCCGCAAGAUUUCACCUGCACGGACUGCACCAUCAGGUUGCUACGGGAGGCCGAGGAAUGGGGCUCCAGCUACAGAUUUUGGUCGUGCGCUGACAUCGAUAUUCGCGAUAGGGUGAAUUACAAAGAGAGCUGUAGCGGUCAUGGGCGUCCCUUGGUAGGCAAGUGCAGGUGCGACCGUCUCUACCACGGCCCGAGGUGCGAAAUUAAGGAGGAGUGCAUGGACGACAUGGACUGCGGUAUUCAGAGCACGUGCGUCGACCAUGGUGGCACGACCGUGCCUACCAAGCAGUGCUACUGUAGCGCCGGAUGGUUCGGUCCGGGUUGCGCGAAGAGAUCACCGGUGAGAAGCAUCGACGUAAACUUGGAUGUAUAUUCGAUGAAGCGAUUCUCCGACGACAUCAUAUUCUACUGGCGGAUAUUGAAGGAGAGCAAGGAACUGGAAGGCAUUCUUGUAGCCAACUCCACAACGUGGAUUGGUAUCGGAUGGAGACCUAGCGAUCUCGGUCCAAAUUGCCGAUCUUUCCCUACGAUUAAGGAUUUGUUCCCUGAACCACUUCCGCAGCCGGAGCCGAAAUCAGAACCCGUCGACAAAUCGACGCCCAAACCGGAACCAGAACCUAAACCGGAACCGGAACCCGGCGUAGAAGGCGAGAAAUCGAUAGCGAAGAGACGAUCGGCGAAGGCAGAUGCUGCGAGUUUUGGAGUAACAUCACCACCGGAUGUUGAUGUUACUGUACAAACCAGCGUGACCUAUCAAGUUAGCACAAAACAAGGUCGCAAAAGGAGAUCUCCAAAAUCAUCCGCAGCCUCUGCGCUUGGGAAACAGGUCGGCGAGUCCGGCGAUGUUAUCAAGCAGGAAACCACCUCUGAGCCAGAACCCACUUCUGAGCCAGAACCUACCUCUGAGCCAGAACCAAAAUCCGAGCCUGAACCCAGCUCCGAGCCAGAGCCGAAAUCCGAGCCUGAACCCAGCUCUAAGCCACAACCAAAAUCCGAGCCUGAACCUAGCUCUGAACCGGAACCAAAAUCCGAGCCUGAACCUAGCUCCGAGCCUGAACCUAGCUCCGAGCCUGAACCUAGCACCGAGCCGGAACCAAAGUCCGAACCAGAACCUAGCUCCGAGCCAGAGCCGAAAUCUGAACCAGAACCUAUCUCUGAGCCAGAACCGAAAUCUGAGCCGGAACCGAAAUCCGAACCGGAGCCAAAAUCCGAACCGGAGCCAAAAUCCGAGCCGGAGCUAAAAUCCGAACCGGAGCCAAAAUCCGAGCCAGAACCUAGUUCUGAGCCAGAACCAAAAUCCGAACCGGAGCCUAAUUCUGUGCCGGAACCAAAGUCUGAACCGGAACCCAAAUCUGAACCAGAACCCAGUUCGGAACCGGAGCCAAGUGUGGGUCCAAAGUCGGGAGCGACGAAAGCAUCGUUGCCGGCACCAGGACACAAGUACACGCCCAAGCACGACUUCAACCCCAUGGACUGCACGGACAUUAUAAUCGGUACGGCGCGAGGGACGAGUUACAGGAUCGGCGAUUAUUACACGAGGGAUAGAUCGACACCGCGCAAGGACGCGUACUGGGACGAGAAUGGGAGGGACAGCCUGACGGCCGCGUUCGGCUACGAACUGGACGGCGUCACGACGAUACUCUUCCGCAGGAAGUUGGCCACAAACGAGCCGACUGAUCACGAGAUCCGUGAUGGCAAUAUGCAGGUGAUUUGGGCAAAAGGUCAAGAGCCGGACAAAUAUGUACACCAGCCGGCUAGCGGGAUCGAAAAGGCCAAGGUCGGCGUUAAAGACUUCUACAAGGUGGACGAGCUCAAAUAUCACGGCCAUGGAAUGCAGAGAGGCGCGGUCACUAUGAAUUUCUUCGAUGAAGUUAAAAGGCCGGAAUUCGCUGGCGGUGUAGUGUCGGAAGAUGGUAUUUGCGGUGGCCAGUGGCGUUAUCCAAGAAAUUGCUCGCCGGAAAAUAACACCUGUGAAUAUGCCGUACAAUGGACAUACAAGGAUAAAACGGAUCUGAUAACAUUCGUAAUCUCCACGACAAAUACCAAUACGUGGACCGGUGUUGGAUUUUCUGAUGACAAUAACAUGUCACAAACCGAUGCCAUACUCGGCUGGGUCGAUAAGACAAACGGUCGGGCUUUCGUGAUGGACACCUGGAUCAGUGGCUACAAUGCGCCGUUGCUGGAUCCAUCGCAAGACGUAUACAAUAUCAGCGGCCGCAUCGAGAAUGGCGUAACCACUCUCCAAUUCUCGAGAAAACGCGUAACAAAAGACGUCAAGGAUUUCUCGUUUACGGAUGAUCACUGUUUGUAUAUGAUGUUCCCAGUGAAGGGAGGCAUAUUUAAUCCGAUCAAUAAGAAGAUUCGAAAACACGAUGUGAAACCGGUCAUUUCUUCAGACAGAAUAUGUAUCAAGUCUUGCGGUCAGGAAGAAAUUGAAGAUCAAACGUACCCACCGCCAAGGUUCUAUUAUGAUGUUGAAGUCAAGCUCGUCGACUUGGGUGACAAAUAUAAGAUUCCCGAAUCCGAUAGUCCCGAUUUUGAACUAAUCUCGAACAAGAUAUCGGAGAGCUUUGAACCAGUCUUCAAGAUGCUUCCGGGUUACUAUCACGUCUAUCUCAACGAGUUACGAAAAGAUAAAGAACGGGGAGUGAUUGCGCGCAUGAACUUGGUGAUCGACAGAGCCGAGAUCAAGGGUAGAUCGUUAAAAUCUGCGGAUACCGGUUUAGAAGCGGAAAAAGUGUUGCGCGAGUCAGUCAUGACCGGUCAAGUCGGUAGAUUCGGCGUCGAUCCGCAGUACUUAGUAGUAAGAACACCCAGAGUAAACGACAUACAGACGGAAGAUAAAAAUGAUCGGCCGCCCUCCGCGACGGAUUUGUUCCUGGGUGCGACGAAGUUUUAUAUCGUCGUCGGUUGUGUAGCAGCGUUGCUAGCUCUCGCUUUGCUCCAAGCCAGUUGUACUAUUUACAGGAGCUCAAGGAAACGAGCGACUAAGGAACGUUUGAUUGCCAGUAAUGCCUGGAAGGAUUACGCUUCCGGCGCGAACACAAACUUUGCGUUUGAGGCGUUCGAAACGGAAGAAAAGGCGCCGCCGCCCCCGAUUUCUAGCCUGCCGAGAACUAGGGAGAUGACCGGCAAUGGCAUGACUGGCAUGAAUGGUACCGACGCAGUCGAAGGGCCCAACAGGAUGGUCGGACCCAGAGCGACUUACAGUCUUCCACGCGCGCCCGGUGCCAGACAUUCUGCGCCUAUCCAACAUGGUUAUUAUACGCAAGAUCGCAGGGAUCAUUACGGGCGACCCAAGAGCAUGCACAAUCCAGGCAUAGCAACCCAAACGAAUCAACCAGACUUCUACUUCAUGCCCAGCCAGCGAAAGUACAGCGGCGAGGUUGUGCGCGUUUAUGUGGAUUACAGCAACCAGCCGAAAUAAUCAAGAGAAAGUUCAGAUAAAAAAUCGCGAGAAAACGAUUUACUCGCUUCACCGAAGCGAUCUGUACAUAUCCGAGUUAUAGUGACAGAGGUCGCGAAGAAAGGACUACGCAACCCCUGUGCGGUGCUAUUUUAUCCGUUUCUUUUUUUUCUCUUUUCCCGUGAUUUCUCUUCCCCGAAAAUCCAUCUGAAUCGAGUCGCUGGGUUUAAAAAACGGGGAGGGAAAUUGUCCCGUAGGAAGCAUAGAAGUGGCGCUUACGACCAAAGAAGAUAUCCAUAGGGCCUGCGCCCUGUAAUUCUGUAUAGAGCGCAUGAACUCUCGUCAAACUUUUGUGCUUUUGCGGUGGAGAAACUGUAUAAUUAUAUAAGUAAAUUUCAUGUAGUAGCCGAAAAUCUGAUAGUCCGAACUGUCCGAGGAUCUCUGGGUUCAAAAUACGAAUCUUACGAUUUAGCAGUAAGUAUUCAAAGAUUCAAGAAAAAGAUCCAAGGGCCAUAUAGCUUAACACGAAGAAAAUAAGACUUGAAAGACCCACGGAUCCAAGAAUAACAGGAUUCAAUAAUUCUAAAAUUCGAAAAUUCAAAGAUUGAUAAAAAAAACAUGUACCUAAGUUUAUCUCGCUCGAUGCGUCUGUUUAUAUCGCGUAAUAGAAUACCGACACACUCAAUGGGAUGCAUUUACAUCAUCUACUUUAAAGAGCAAGCGAGAACGCGCGUUUGAGCAAUAAAACAUUUGUACAUUUUUAAACAAAAACUGACGCAUCCUGAAUUUAAUGGAUUACCUUCUUUAAAAUCCUAUUUCCAUACUGUUUUAUUUAUGCAGCUGGUCUAUCAGUUUUCAGAGAAGCGGUCAUAACAAUAAAAAUAAACAGGCAAAAUACCUGCGAAACGGUUGCUAAUAAUCGUUAUGGAUAAAAAUUGUAAUGCCUGUGACAAUGACGACACUGUGGAUAUAGAGAAUCGUGUUGGUACGGAUUAUAAAUUAUUACAAUAGAAUGAUAAAAUUAACGAUAUAAUACUUGUAAUAAUUAUAAUAACGAUAGAUGUAGCAGCAGUAGUAACGAUGGCAAUAAUAUUACAGUAUUAAUUACAUUAAUGUCAUUAACAACGGCGUCGCGUGCAGCCAGACUUCCGGGAUAUCUUCACGAGCGAUGGAAUAUAAGGCGACGCCAAAGAUAAACUUUCUCUCCCUCUCUUUCAUUUUCUUUCCCUCUCUCUCUCCCUUUCUUCUUCUCUCUCUCUCUCUCUCUCUCUCUCGCACACACACACAUAUACACAAUCAAUCUCUCUCUCUCUCUCUUGCGAUCUCUAAAAGUACGCGAGCAUAUAUCCGGAAGUCAAUUGUGGCACGCACUGCCCGCGUUCCUAUUAUUACAUAACUAGCAUCGAGCACAUAUGUUCGGCUCUACCAUAAAGUUUUUUUUCUUCGGUCACACGUGCGAAGUUUGAGAACCAAGUUCUACGCGAAUCUAAUAUGUGGCACACCCACAAACGCGAAUACAAACGCCACUCGGGACAAUAGAGCAAUGUAUGUGACGAGUAAACGCGUGACUGAACUAUGGUGCUUGUUAGAAUGCACCUCGAAGCGUUUUGUAAGAAAUUAUACAUAAUCGCGCUCGUAUUCGUGCUCGGUGGGUACGCCAUUUUAUUUCUGCAUUGUAUCUCUGCUUUUUUUUUCAAUCUAUCGGUCUGUUUACUUGUUAGCUUGUCACUCAUACAUGCAUUAUUUCUCUCUCUCUCAUUCUCUCUUUCUCGUACACAUAUAACAUACACACAUGCACACACACACGCACACAUACCCUCCAUUCUCUGGCACGCACUCGUGUCAUCAUCGGCACUUGUACAUAACUCGACACAUCUCUUGGUUAAAGCAGUGUAGUUAAAGAAUAC
Trachymyrmex cornetzi is the source of this 6298-nucleotide messenger RNA. RefSeq names its product DOMON-like domain-containing protein nahoda (gene nahoda). Bases 603 to 4412 code for a protein of 1269 amino acids. The record is from RefSeq and is a predicted model, not a curated record. The transcript is spliced from 17 exons. Lineage: Eukaryota; Metazoa; Arthropoda; Insecta; Hymenoptera; Formicidae.